Molecule: messenger RNA, 1139 nt
Organism: Chara braunii
Lineage: Eukaryota; Viridiplantae; Streptophyta; Charophyceae; Charales; Characeae
Source: the annotation of a GenBank genome assembly
CGAUGCUGACGAAGAAAAGGAACGCAAGAAGAAAGAAGACGAAGAAAGGAAGCAACGAGAGAAGGAGGAGGAAGAGAGAAGGCAAAAGGAGAAGCAAGAAAGGGAGGUUUUCCAGAAAGAGAUGAAAGUCACAAUGGCAACCGAGCUAAGCGCGGUUCGUAAAGCCUUGGCUGGGAAGCAAGAGAAGGAUAACGUAGCGAUUGAGAAAUUACGAACGGAGGUGGAGGAAAUUCGUCGUGGCACGGCAUCGACAUCGACGGCACGUGCACACGCGAUGAACGAACUAGAUUUUGAGACGGUGGAGAAGAUGCAACAAAACCAGGAGAAGAUGAAGAAAGAACAGGAAGACAUGCAUACUAGGCUAUUAUUGAUGGUGAGUGCUGCAGCGGGACGGGCGGAGGCUGCUGAACGAGAAGCCGUUGCGUGGAGGCUUGAGGCCAACAGGCCGGGGAACAAACGCGGCAGUAUCAUGAUAAUUGAGACACCGGUGGCAACGACACGGGUGCGAGCGCGAAUGACACCUCAGAAGUCACCGGCAGCGGCACCGAAUGGAGAUUAUCAAGAGAUCAUGAAGAGACACGCUGAAGAAGUGGAAUGCAUGAAAGUGAUGAGAUUGAAAGAGCUGAACGGAAGGAGGCAAGCAGAGCAGGAGGUUGAAAGACUGAAAGAAGAGAUAGCACGAUUGGAAACGGCAAGGAAGAGGGAGCGUAUGUCGGGUAUAAACCUUCGACAAAAAUUGGAUGAGGUGGGCGCUGCUACAGCAAGAAAAACUACAACGGGGAAGGAAAAAAUGGUCAUGACAAAUGAAGAACCGAUCCCGAAAGACAACGACAAGGAGGGAUUUACGAAAGAAUGUUGGAAAAUGCUCCAGGUCAUGAAUAUGGAAGAUACCAAGAAAGAAUGUGCCAAGGAGGGGGUAACUUACACUACUCUCGAAGCAACCAAGAAGGAGAUUCUGCCAAAAAAAGUAGCUAGGGCCUUCCCGGAAGACAAAGGUAAGGGUAUAGCAGUGCAUGAGAUAGAAGAUGAUACUCGUGUUUCGGACGACACGACUGACGAGCAAGUCUCCGACUCCUCUUAGUGUCAAUUCCGAACGCGGAUGGUUUAUGGAAAUUAGCUCACUGUCUUUGUAAGACUCG